CUUGACACAUGGAAAAAGCGGUGACAGCUGAGCCUCUAUUUCUACCAAAAGUUCCUCCCUUUUCUUCCUCUCAAUUUCAUUCGCUUCUCACAAUAUAAAUUCCCAAUUUUUUCAUAUAAUAAAUUAUACUCUAACCUAUAGUUUUUUUUUGGAAGAUAAAAUAAUGGAUACUCUAUCGGAAUCGAAAGGAAAAACUUCUAUUAAGAAUUUGGGUCAUAAGAUUGAAGAAAUUUUGACUAUGGAGGAUUCUCGACCGAAGAGCAUGGAAUGGACUGACAAGAAGCAUAGUUUGUAUCUCAAGUCUAUGGAAGCAUCAUUUGUCGACCACUUAUAUGGCUCCUUAGAUGUAGUUGGUCGCCAUUCCCAAAAUGAUGGCUUGUCAAGGCAUAAAUCAUCAAGGCAAAAGCAUGCCAAUCCUUCAGGCCAGUAUAAGGUGUUUCAAGACGGUUGUUGGACCAAAAUUGACUUCAAGAAAGAUGAGCCUCAGUUAAAUAAAACAAAUGAAUCUGCUGCUGUAUUGGCAAGCCCUUGGAUUAAGCAUUACAAAUCUACAGGCAGACAUCAAAUGAGAGUAAAUUCCGAUCUACAGGGGAACACUAACUCAGUGAAACAGAACCAAUCUCCCCUAUCUGACUUCGGUUUGUGCCAUAAAGAUUAUGUUACAGAGGUGAUGGAUCAAAACUUUAUCGAUGAAGAUAUUGAAGGAGGACAGUCUAGCAGCAGGGAGCAUAGCACAAAACGGACAAAAAUUCAGUUAGGUGCUGGUACAAGCAGUGAUCAAGUAGUUCCAUUUUGCACAUCCUCAAUGACUGAUAAUCUUAAGGAUCUUCUUGAGUCGACGGAGUAAGUCUUUGGCUUUCAGCGAUGACUAUGAUGACACUAACCUCUUUAACCAAGAACGAUGAAUGGAAUGUAAAAACAGCAGGUGGGAACACGUUGCGUUUCAAACUAUUGCUAUAGGUUGAUCAAGAUUUUGCUACAGUUUUGCCCGGAACUAGUCAUGGUUUUUUAUCUCUUUAUUUAUCUGUAUGUUGGAAAUUCGAGUAGCCAUCGAACCUCUAAUCCUUGUACAGAUUUUGGGAAAAUGUUGUCAAAAAAUGCUUGCUGUAUCUU
Molecule: messenger RNA, 1113 nt
Organism: Solanum stenotomum
Lineage: Eukaryota; Viridiplantae; Streptophyta; Magnoliopsida; Solanales; Solanaceae
Product: cold-regulated protein 27
Exons: 5
Coding region: 164-847 (227 amino acids)
Biological process (GO): response to cold; regulation of circadian rhythm
Source: RefSeq, a predicted model, not a curated record